AAAGCCGGAAGUGGGUUCCCCAAACAAACGGGAGGCGCAGUCAGCUCCGCGUAAGUGGAAGCGCGGUAGCUCCGGUGACUUGCAGCCUACAGCCCGCGUAGCUCCGGUGCCCCGUAGCCACCCACCACCACCCCACCCCCGGGAGAAGCGGCAGGACCAUGUCGAACAUGGAAAAGCACCUAUUUAACCUGAAAUUUGCUGCAAAAGAGCUUAAUAGGAAUGCCAAAAAAUGUGAUAAAGAGGAGAAAGCUGAAAAGACCAAGAUUAAAAAGGCCAUUCAGAAGGGCAAUACAGAAGUUGCACGAAUACAUGCAGAAAAUGCAAUCCGACAGAAAAAUCAAGCAAUUAAUUUCUUGAGAAUGAGUGCUCGAGUAGAUGCUGUAGCAGCUAGAGUUCAGACAGCUGUGACAAUGGGCAAGGUAACUAAAUCAAUGGCAGGUGUAGUUAAGUCUAUGGAUGCUACACUGAGAAGCAUGAACCUUGAGAAGAUAUCUGCCUUAAUGGACAAAUUUGAACACCAGUUUGAAACAUUAGAUGUUCAGACACAACAAAUGGAAGAUACUAUGAGCAGCACUACAACACUAACAACUCCACAGAACCAAGUAGAUAUGCUCCUUCAAGAAAUGGCAGAUGAAGCAGGCCUUGAUCUCAACAUGGAACUCCCACAGGGUCAGACUGGUUCUGUUGGUACAAGCGUUGCUUCAGCAGAACAGGAUGAACUAUCACAGAGACUUGCCCGCCUCCGUGAUCAAGUGUAACACAAAGAAAAUGAUGCUGCUGUUCACUACACUUACUUCUGAAACCUCCUGUGUGUAUAUCUGUGUGUAUGUAUUUGUCUCUGGAGAGAGAGUGUGUGUAAGUGUGUGUAUGUAUGUGUGUGUAGAUAUAUAUGGAAUGUUCAAAUACUCUUGGUAGAAUAAGAUAACUUCGGGCCUACAGUUCAUUAUAAAUAUGAUAAGAAGUUCGAGGGAGCUUACACUCUUACUGGACUUUGUAACUCUGAACAGCAUGGGUUGAAAUGUGAAGGCUAUCUUUUAUAAGUGUCUUACGUUAAAACUAGAGUUUAACUCAUUCUGUUUGAAACAUCUUCAUGAAAUGUUGAAUCAGAAUUACAGUACCACAAUACUUUAUUUCCUGUAUAGAAUUAUUAAGUUGAAACAUUUUAAAUCCCAUGUUCUUUUUAUCUCUAUAGAACUGAGGUGAUAGUUUAAAAAAAAAAAAAGUAGAAAUGGAAUAGGACUAGGGAAUCUCAAUCUCUCUCUCUCUCUCUCACUCGCUUUCUCUCUCUCUCUCUCUCUCUCUCUCACACUUGCUCACAUAGCCCAAUAUAUAUACAUCAUUCCCCAUUUUGGGAUGAACAGUACUGUGUGCAUGUUAGCUUGUUUUUAGUCUGUAUUCAUAUUUUAAGCUUAUAUUACCAUAGGCAUUUUCCCAUCAUAUUCUGACUAUGUAUAUGUGUGUGUAUUGCAUUUGUGCUCUAAAAUCUUCAUGAGAUUAUCUUCACCUAUAAUUACCUGGAAAAAAGUGACAUAUUACUUCAUUUGCAGGAAAUAUUAAGACUCAUUCACAUUUGCUCUUUUCAAGAUCUGGUAGUUAACUCACAGCCAUAUUUGGACUUCCCUAUUUCUCUCUUCGAUGAAAUGACAAAAUUGAGAAAUUGGCCUGCCAGAUUUUUAUUAGCCAAUAUUUUUAUAGUAAUUUAUGUGAAACUCCUACCAUGCACAUUCCCAGGGACUGUUGUUGAUUUAUUUGGGGGAAAACUAACCUCUUGUUUUUAUUUUUUUUAAACAUGAAUUUUAAAAACAAAGAAAUCAACUAUCCUUGAAACUAAAUGCAUUAGUCCAUUAUGUCUUAAAGCUGCACCUCAUUACUCAUUGGGAAUCUAAAGUGGAUCGGGAGAUUUUAAGUUUGGACAUACAAGCAACACACUCAUCUAGUCAAAUGGAAGUUCAUAUAGUUUGAGGGUAUUUUGAGUAGGAGUGGAAAUUGACUUAGUCACUGAAUUUGGUUGCCCAGGUGUCCAUUCAGCCUCUUAAAAUGGCUGGUUUAGUUUAUUGUAAUGUACAAUCUUAACCGGUAUUUUUGUUGUUUUAAUUUAAUAGUCACAAAAUGGUGGCAAAACCAGUCAGUUACUGAUACCUUGUUGCAGGUAUAUAAAUGGAAGUUCAAUGAAUACGUGUUAGGGGCAGAGCUUAUCCCUCUAAUGAAAGAUUUCCAUAUAAAAGAAUUGCAAUGAUCGUCUUUUGUUUUGUUUUUUUCCAAAUAAGAAAGUUUUAUUGAGGACGAAUUCUCCCUGUUGUUAGUCAGGAAGGCAUUCAAAGUGCAAUUACAAGAACCUUUUGCCAGACCUUUCUUAGCCAAGUGUUACCAUUCAUACAGAGUAUUUUCCACUGCGAGUAAGUGUUUGAAUGAAAAAUUUAUGAAGUAAAUAUAAUGAGAAAUAACUGGCUUGUUUGUUGGAGCAUUGUACCCUAUGUAUGCAAGUUUCUUGGUAUGUGACCAGUGUGUUUCUGUCUCUGUGUGGACAAGCCUGUAUUUUGUUAAAUGAGUGAUGCUUCCCCCCCCCCCCUCUGUAUGAAAGUGAUUGGUGUGUUUGUUUCUAUUGAAAUAUUCUUGGGAGCCAGAGAAGAGAAUUAUCACAGACCGAAAUGCCUAUGAAGUACAAACUCUCCUUAUUUACCACUAUUGAAGUAACUUGUUCUUUUGACUUGGACAAAAAGAUUAUAAUUAAAAAUCUGUUAACUUGUG
This is a messenger RNA of Sarcophilus harrisii (Tasmanian devil), 2748 nucleotides long. Its product is annotated as charged multivesicular body protein 1b-2. NCBI's taxonomy places the organism in Eukaryota, Metazoa, Chordata, Mammalia, Dasyuromorphia, Dasyuridae. The transcript has 8 exons. The record is from RefSeq and is a predicted model, not a curated record. Gene Ontology annotation, cellular component: ESCRT III complex; multivesicular body. Gene Ontology annotation, biological process: endosome transport via multivesicular body sorting pathway; protein transport; late endosome to vacuole transport. The coding region runs from base 159 to 758 and encodes 199 amino acids.